Schistocerca piceifrons (Central American locust) is the source of this 3211-nucleotide messenger RNA. RefSeq names its product 2-oxoglutarate dehydrogenase, mitochondrial-like. The record is from RefSeq and is a predicted model, not a curated record. Gene Ontology annotation, biological process: tricarboxylic acid cycle. Lineage: Eukaryota; Metazoa; Arthropoda; Insecta; Orthoptera; Acrididae. Gene Ontology annotation, molecular function: thiamine pyrophosphate binding; oxoglutarate dehydrogenase (succinyl-transferring) activity. The transcript has 16 exons. Gene Ontology annotation, cellular component: oxoglutarate dehydrogenase complex; mitochondrion. Bases 1 to 3087 code for a protein of 1028 amino acids.
AUGAGUAGACAUCGUUUACGUGAUAGUUCCAUUGAAAGAGUGCUAGAAGAAGUUUUGAACGAAUCAGAUUUAGAGGAAAGUGAAGUGGAUGAUGAUGUGGAAGAAAUUAGAACUGAUUCAUCGUCUGAGAAUGAAGAUGAGGUUGAAGCCAAUCCACCAGAUGAUAAUGAUACGGAAUGUGAUAAAUUCAUUGCAAAAAGUGGACGAGAGCUAUGUGCGUGGCGUUGGCAGCAGAAGCUGGUGCGGGAGUACCUGGAGGCGGAGGGCGGCACGGCGCCGCGCAGCCCGUAUGCUGCCGAGGAGGAGGUGGGCGUGGCGCGCCGGCGCCUGCCGCCGCCCCCGUCCCCGCCGCCCCCCAGGAGGCUGGCGGCCGCGUCGUCGACGAUGAGGCAGCCGCUGCUGGCCACGUCGCGCGACCACUCGCUGCUGCAGGCGCUGGUGCGCUCCUACCAGGCCCGCGGACACCUCGCCGCGCGCAUCGACCCGCUCGGCGUGUGGUUCUCUGGCUCCUCGGACAGCGCGGUUGUGGGGGCGGAGCGCUGGCGGCGGCUGCUGCCUCCGGACGCAGACCUGGACACGCUGUACUGCCUGCCCGAGACCACGUUCGUGGGCGGCGGCGAGACCGACCGCCUGCCGCUGCGCGAGAUCAUUGCCCGGCUCGAGGCGGCUUACUGCGGGCCGGUGGGCGCCGAGUACCAGCUGACCGACUCGUUCGAGCAACGGCAGUGGCUGCGCCAGCAGCUGGAACCGCCGCAGAACGCGCUGCUGUCGGCCGCGGUGCGCAGGCGCGCGCUCGACAAGCUGAUCGCGGCGCACGCCUUCGAGAAAUUCCUGUCAGCCAACUGGGGCAGCGUGCGCAGAUUCGGCAUCGAAGGGUGCGAGGUGCUGGUGCCGGCGCUGUGCCAGCUGAUGGAGGGCGCGGCCGCGCUGGGCGUCGACACGUUCCAGCUGGGCAUGGCGCACCGCGGCCGCCUCAACGUCAUGGCCAACGUGUGCCGCGCGCCGCUACACAAGCUCUUCGCGCUCUUCGUCAGCCUGCCGUUCGCCGACAGCGGCUCUGGCGACAUCAAGUACCACCUGGGCACGCACCAGCAGUUCGAGAGCGCGAGCACCGGCCGGCCGAUCCGCGUCGCGCUGCUGGCCAACCCUUCGCACCUGGAGGCGGUCUGCGCCGUUGUCAUGGGCCGCACGCGCGCGCUGCAGCGCCUCAGCGACCGCGACCCUGGCAAGGUGAUGUCGAUCCUGGUGCACGGCGACGCGGCGCUGGCGGGCCAGGGCGUGGCGUACGAGUGCGCGCAGCUGUCGCGGCUGCCGGCGUACGGCGUGGGCGGCACGGUGCACGUGGUGCUCAACAACCAGGCGGGCUUCACGGCGGAGCCCGCCGCGUCGCGCUCCUCGCGCUACUGCACCGACGUGUUCCGCGUGACGGGCGCGCCCGUGCUGCACGUCAACGCCGACAGCCCGGACGCCGUGGUGCGCUGCUGCCGCAUCGCCGCCGCCUUCCGGCACAAGUUCGCCAGGGACAUCGUCGUCGACGUCGUCUCGUACCGCCGCCACGGACACUCCGAGCACGACGACCCGUCCGUCACGCAGCCGCACAGGUACAAAAUGAUCCGAGAAAAGGCUCCAGUGACUGAAUACUAUCAAGAAAAAUUAAUUUCAGAAGGUCUGCUAACCGCAGAGGAAGCUGAAGCAAUCUGGAGCAAAUACGACACACUUUUCAAACAGGAAAUGUCCAGGGCGCAGCGCGAGACGAGCCACCGGCUGCAGGACUGGAGCGACCUGCCGGCGCCGCGCCAGCCUCCCGCCGAGGCGUGUGCGCCGUUCGCCUUCCCCGUGACGGGGCUGCGCGCCGACGUGCUGCAGGCCGUGGCAGAGGCCGUGCUCACGCCGCCCGCCGGCAUGCAGCUCCACACACAGGUACUGCAGAUGCUGUCUUCGCGGCUAUCGAAGCUGCGGCAAGGCGUGAUCGACUGGCCGACGGCAGAGAUGCUGGCUGUGGCCACCCUGUUGCGCCAGGGAUUCCCCGUGCGUUUCACGGGCCAGGACGUCGAGACCGGCACCUUUAGCCAAAGGCACUGGGUGCUGCACGACCAGCGGGCAGAGGGCCAGCGGCGCACGCCCCUGCGCGAGGUGCCGGGCGCGCGCGCGCAGCUCGAGCUGUCCAACAGCCCCGUGUGCGAGUACGCCGCGCUCGGCUUCGAGGUGGGCUUCGCGUCGGCCAACCCGCGCCAGCUGGUCGUCUGGGAGGCGCAGUUCGGCGACUUCUGCAACCUCGCGCAGCCCGUCAUCGACCAGUUCCUGGCCGCCGGCGAGGCCAAGUGGGGCCGCUCCUGCGGACUCGUCCUCAUGUGUCCACACGGUCUGGAAGGCGAAGGCCCGGAGCACUCGAGCGCGCGCGUCGAGCGCUUCCUGCAGCUGUGCGCCGACGACGCGCAGCGCGCCAAGGAGCUGGCCAAGCCCGGCGCCUUCCUGCAGCAGCUGCGCGACACCAACCUCCAGGUGGUGUGCUGCUCGUCGCCGGCCAACCUGUUCCACGCGCUGAGGAGGCAGGUCGCCAUGCCGCUACGCAAGCCGCUGGUGCUGCUCACCCACAAGGCGCUUCUGCGGCACCCAGACAUGCUCUCCAGCCUCUACGACAUCGCGGAGGAUACGCAGUUUCAGCGGCUUCUACCUGAACGAGACUGCAGCAAGGAGCAAGCAGCACUGAUCAGCAAGCUGCUGUUCUGCAUGGGAAGAGUUUAUUACGACCUAUGCGAAGAGCGCAAGUUUCAAGGACUGGCUGACGCCAUCGCCCUCGCGCGCAUCGAGCAGUUGUGCCCCUUCCCGUACGACCGCGUGCUGGCCGAGGUACAAAGGUUCCCCAACGCGACCCUCUACUGGGUGCAGCAGGAGCACAAAAAUCAGGGCGCCUGGAGCUACGUGCGGGAGCGGCUCUGCUCCCUGUUGCCUGACCGCGAGCUGCAGUUCGUGGGGCGGCCGCCGGCCUCUGCACCUGCCACGGGCUCCUCGUGGAAGCACCACCUGGAGGAGCGCACGCUGCUAGACCAGGCCAUGCAGCUCGCCACAGAGAAGGCCGCCGAGUGACGUAGGCCGCUGUCGCUGGCUGAAGCAGUUCGGCCGAGGAAUUGUGGACGACACUUUGCCUUUGCCGUGAUCUCGAGUAAUGGAUCUGUACAACAUGAGAACAUAAAUAAACGUGUGAGGGAAG